GAGAAAAUGGCUGUUGUCGAGUCACUUCUGCAGUUUGCCAGCACAGGCACAUUGCUGGCUGCUUUGCUGUUGUUUCUGGUUUUGUAUUUAGUUUCAUCUGGAUCUCAGAAAGAAGGGAAAGAGCCACCGGGACCCAAACCACUGCCCCUGCUGGGAAACCUGCUGACACUUGACCUCACAAGAGCCUUCGACACUUUUUUUGAGUUGUCCAAAACCUAUGGAAAUGUAUUCCAAGUGUUUUUGGGACCAAGAAAAACAGUGGUCCUAGUUGGAUACAAAACCGUCAAAGAAGCACUUGUGAACUAUGCAGAACAGUUUGGUGAUCGAGAAAUUGGACCUGGUUUCAGGAUAAUGAACGAUGAACAUGGAAUCCUCUUUUCCAAUGGAGAGAACUGGAAAGAGAUGCGACGCUUUGCUUUAAGCAACCUGCGGGACUUUGGGAUGGGCAAAAGAGGAAGUGAAGAGAAAAUCAUCGAAGAAAUUCAUCAUCUCAAAGGAGAAUUUGAUAAGUUUGAAGGGAAGCCCUUUGACACAACUCAGCCUGUUAACUACGCUGUGUCAAACAUCAUCUCGUCUAUUGUGUACGGAAGCAGAUUUGAAUACACAGACCCUCAAUUCACAGAAAUGGUUGACCGAGCAAAUGAAAAUGUUCGGGUUGGUGGAUCAGUUUCCAUGUGGUUUCAUGAAAUGUUUCCUUGGGUGGGUCCAUUUUUGAAAAGCAAAAGGAUUAUUGUUGAAAAUAUUAUCCAAAGCAGAGCACAGAUGACAAAGUUGAUCACUGCUCUUCUGGAGACUCUGAAUCCAAAUGACCCCAGAGGCUUUGUUGACUCCUUUCUCACCCGGAAACUGAGUGAUGAGAAAUCUGGUAAAAAGGACUCGUACUUUCAUGAGGAGAAUCUAAUUAUGACUGUGACAAAUCUGUUUGUCGCUGGUACUGACACCACAGGAACGACUCUGCGCUGGGGUCUGAUGCUCAUGGCUAAAUACCCUCAGAUACAGGAUCGAGUUCAAGAGGAGAUUGACAGAGUGAUUGGUGGACGUCAGCCAGUGGUGGAAGACAGGAAGAAAUUACCAUAUACAGAUGCUGUCAUUCAUGAAAUUCAGAGACUGGCCAACAUUGUGCCUUUGAGUCUUCCACAUAAAACCACCAGUGACAUUACCUUCAAUGGAUACUUCAUCAAGAAGGGAACUACAGUUGUUCCUCUGCUGACGUCUGUUCUGAAGGAUGAAAGUGAAUGGGAGAAACCAAACAGCUUUUACCCAGAACACUUCCUUGAUGAGAAGGGCCAGUUUGUCAAGAGAGAUGCUUUCAUACCCUUUUCUGCAGGGCGCAGGGUUUGUCUGGGAGAGAGUUUGGCCAGGAUGGAGCUCUUCCUGUUCUUCACGUCUCUCCUUCAGAGCUACCGCUUCACAACUCCACCUGGAGUGUCUGAAGAUGAGCUGGAUCUCAAAGGAAUUGUUGGAAUCACGUUGAAUCCGUCUCCACACAAGCUGUGUGCAAUCAGACGCUCCUGAUCCAAGAACAAGUCAGCCGCUGACAGAAGAAUAUACAAAAACAAAACGUCGCAGCUUAUUCCAGCAUGAGUUGGGUGAUUCCAGCACUUGUAAAUGAGGACCAAAGUGUGGAACCAAUCACUUGACCUUUUGUAUUUUAAAGCUACAAUAAGCAAAAACCUGUAAUUCUGC
Danio rerio (zebrafish) is the source of this 1686-nucleotide messenger RNA. It is a transcript of the gene cyp2k19, whose product is annotated as cytochrome P450, family 2, subfamily k, polypeptide 19. Gene Ontology annotation, cellular component: membrane. NCBI's taxonomy places the organism in Eukaryota, Metazoa, Chordata, Actinopteri, Cypriniformes, Danionidae. Gene Ontology annotation, molecular function: iron ion binding; monooxygenase activity; heme binding. The record is from RefSeq and is marked provisional.